AUGGCUAGCCUCAAAUUCUGGUUCUGUCUUUUGCUGGUCUUGCUUUCAUUUUCAAGUUCUGAUCAAGCCCGUCCUCUUGCACCAUUGUUAGACAAGAGCGACAAAAAAGAGGCCAUGAUGGAGAGUGCGAAACAAGUGUUGGAGGCUAGCAUCGAAAGACAAGUUGGAGAGCCUUUUGAGACGUCCAAAAGAGUGAGUCCGGGAGGACCCGAUCCCCGGCAUCAUCAUUAG
Prunus armeniaca (apricot) is the source of this 231-nucleotide messenger RNA. The record is from the annotation of a GenBank genome assembly. Lineage: Eukaryota; Viridiplantae; Streptophyta; Magnoliopsida; Rosales; Rosaceae.